UGUGGAUGGUGUCUGAUCCUCUUGAAAAGUAAUGUAAAAUUACCCUGACCCACAAGGGUAUAUUAUAUAACUACAAUGUUUAACUGUGAUCAACCAUACAGUAUGAAAGUAUUUUAAGAGGCAUCUGAAUCACUUGUCUUGAAACUAUUAUUUCAUUAUUCAUAACAUUUGAAUGGAUUAAUAUUUUUCAAUGUGGUUCACUUUAUGUUACUUAUCUAAUGAAGUGCUAUUGAAUGAUGUAUAACAUGUACAUGUACAUGGAAAUUUGAAUUUUUCUAUUUACACCUGCUCUUACUCGCCAUGUUAUAUAGGGGUACUACCCCUAACUCAGGGUGUGGAGAGUCGGAAACAUGAAAAUUUCGCAAAUGAGAUAAAAAUGAUCUUGGUGGUGUUGUAUUACUAUUCCGAUAGCAGACAAUGGGUUUCAAGUGUUCUUACGCAAUCACUGAUCGAAAUACAUGUGAUACAUGUGAUGUGAAUGUGUAUAUGAAUGGUGCGAAUGGGCCACCAGGGUGCUUGGUACCUGUGUGUUUACGCCACAGGAUUGAGCUGUGCUGUUCAGAUUGUAGCGUUGAAGCGUGUAUAGUGUCUGUAUCUCCUGUCUAGGGGCGGCGGGAUUGAGCUAUACUGUUCGGGUUCAGUCUGAGGACGAUGUCUGUCUCUCCUAUUAACCGAGUUUGAACUGUACUGUUUGCAUUGUCAUAUGAAUAUGUGGAUGGUGUCUGAUCCUCUUGAAAAGUAAUGUAAAAUUACCCUGACCCACAAGGGUAUAUUAUAUAACUACAAUGUUUAACUGUGAUCAACCAUACAGUAUGAAAGUAUUUUAAGAGGCAUCUGAA
This is a messenger RNA of Schistosoma rodhaini, 839 nucleotides long. NCBI's taxonomy places the organism in Eukaryota, Metazoa, Platyhelminthes, Trematoda, Strigeidida, Schistosomatidae. The record is from the annotation of a GenBank genome assembly.